GCCGGGCCUCCCCGCGCUUUUGUUUUUAAUUUUCCUUUUUAGAAAGAAAGGAAGGUUCAUGGUAUCUGGUGCUCUCUUCUUCCCAAUACAAUAAAUCUGUUGAAGACAUUAGAUUUUUUUUUUUUUUUCCAAAAAUAAAAAGCGGCUGCAACAAACACACACCCAAUGCAGUUAGAAGGAACAGGCCACCUCCAUCCAGUACAGACCGAAAAGGUGGAUGUGGACCACAAGUUACAAACCCAGACACACCUGGAAAAGGAGGACGAGAAGAAUUAAAUCUAGAAAAGCCCAGCGGAGAUAAACGAAUGUCCCCACACCUCCAAAGGAAAGUUCAUCGAAUUUUUACUCUAGAGAUCUCAUCUUCAGGAUGUCAUUGAACACUUCCAGUACAGGAAAAGGUGUGGAUCCAAACACAGUUGACACUUACGACAGUGGCGAUGAUUGGGAAAUCGGUGUUGGGAAUUUAAUAAUUGAUCUGGACGCAGAUUUGGAGAAGGACAGACAGAAAUUUGAGAUGAAUAAUUCUACCAAUACCACCACCAGCAGCAGCACCAGCUCCAAGGAUUGUGGGGCUCUGGCUUCCAGUGGGGCUAAUACUACCUCAGCCUUAGCUGAUGGCCUAAAAUUUGCUUCUGUUCAGCCCUCCGCUCCCCAGGGGAAUUCCUCUCACAAAGAGACUACUAAAUCAAAAGUGAAAAGGAGUAAAACUUCUAAGGAUUCUAAUAAAUCUCUGCCUUCUGCUGCCUUGUAUGGGAUUCCUGAGAUCGGCAGUGCUGGCAAAAGGCAGGAAGUCCAAGGGCGCCCUGGAGAGGCAACUGGCAUGAAUUCAGCACUGGGUCAAAGCGUGAGCGGUAACCCAAACGGCAAUAAUAACAGCACCAGCAGCACCACCGCCAUUGCCUCUUGUGGGAAAAACAAGGAGGAGAAACCAUGUAAAAGCCAGGGCAGCCGAGGCGCCAAGCGGGAUAAAGAUGCGGGGAAGUCCCGGAAGGACAAGCAGCACGACGUGCAGCUGGGCCCCCCCAGCGGCCCUGGGGGCGGCGGCGGUGGACAGGGCCCCUCCGGGCACCUUUAUGGCUACGGGUCCAAGGGCGGUGGGGGGAGUGGCAGCCCCUUCCACUGCACCGCAGCCGCUGGGGAAGUUAGCAAAGGCGCCCCGGAUUCAGGGUUAAUGGGGAACUCUAUAUUGGUAAAAAAGGAAGAGGAGGAGGAAGAGAGCCACAGGCGAGUCAAGAAAUUGAAGACAGAAAAGGUUGAUCCCCUGUUUACAGUGCCUGCACCUCCACCUCCAAUUUCCAGCAGUAUCACACCUCAGAUUCUGCCUUCCUACUUUUCUCCAUCUUCAUCCAAUAUUGCAGCACCAGUUGAGCAGCUUUUGGUACGGACUCGUUCAGUGGGUGUAAAUACUUAUGAAGUUGGAGUCGUAACAGAACCCGAAUGCCUUGGACCCUGUGAGCCUGGGACCAGCGUGAACUUGGAAGGAAUUGUGUGGCAUGAAACUGAAGAAGGUGUCCUGGUGGUAAACGUUACGUGGAGGAACAAGACUUACGUGGGAACACUGCUGGACUGCACAAAGCAUGACUGGGCCCCUCCCAGGUUUUGUGAAUCUCCAACGAGUGACCUGGAAAUGCGAGGAGGAAGGGGUAGGGGGAAGCGGGCAAGGUCUGCUGCAACUGUGGCUAUACCUGGAAAUGAUACAAGUUUCACUGAGUCUAGGGGACUUCAGAGUAAGAAUCGAGGUGGUGCUAAUGGAAAGGGAAGGAGGGGUAGCCUUAACUCAAGUGGACGCAGGACACCCCCAAAUUGCUCUGUGGAUGAAGUCAAAGCCAGCCCCUCAUCAACAAACAAGAGAAAAACUAAGCCUCCUAUGGAGCUAGACUUAAACUCCAGUUCAGAGGACAGUAAGUGUGGAAAACGUGUUCGUACUAACUCCAGGAGCACUCCAACCACCCCACAGGGGAAACCAGAGGCUACUUUUUUGGACCAAGGCUGCUCUUCUCCGGUGCUGAUUGACUGUCCUCACCCCAACUGCAACAAAAAGUACAAGCACAUUAAUGGACUACGAUACCAUCAGGCUCAUGCACAUUUAGACCCAGAAAACAAACUGGAGUUUGAGCCUGACAGCGAGGAUAAAAUUUCAGACUGUGAAGAACCAUUGAGUAAUGCGGCACUUGAAUGCAGUGAAGCAAGCACAAAUUUGCCAGGCUUUGAUCCACUAAAAGCACCUACAUCUCCUUCCUCUGUUACUACCCCAGGGACCCCCAAGGGAAAAAGGGAACCGACAAGCAAUGGCACCAGUUCAGUUAUCAGUUCCAAAACUGGCAAGAAUUCAGGCAAAAAGAAGGGUCUGAACAGUGAACUGAACAGCCUUCCAGUAAUUUCUAACAUGUCAGCCACACUGGAUAAUUGCUCUGUAACAGAUGGCAAUUUGCAAACUGAAAUGCCAAAACUGGAGGCCGAAGGGUUAAUAGACAAGAAGAGUUUGAGUGAUAAAGGCAAGAAAGCUAAUAACUGCAAAGUGGAUAAAAACAUUUCCAAACUGAAAACAGCCCGGCCCAUUGCCCCAACGCCAGCACCGGCUCCUCCCCAGUUAAUAGCUAUACCUUCUGCAGCCUUUACAACCAGCACUACAGGGACAAUACCAGGACUGCCCUCUCUAACAACUACUGUUGUUCAGGCUACACCAAAGAGCCCUCCGCUAAAACCUAUUCAACCAAAGCCCACGAUUAUGGGAGAGCCAAGCACUGUAAACCCAGCUCUCACAUCACUCAAAGACAAAAAGAAAAGGGAGAAGCGUAAGCUAAAGGACAAAGAAAGCAAAGAGAGUGGAAGCCCUAAAAUGGAUUCUAAGCUGGGAAAGCUAGAGGAUUCAAAAGGGUCUGGGAAAGAUUUAUCUGGACAUUUUUUAAAGGACCAUCUCAAUAAGAAUGAAGUGUUAGCUAAUGGACUUUCUGAGUCUCAAGAGAGCAGGAUGGCAAGUAUUAAGGCUGAAGCUGAUAAGGUUUACACAUUCACAGACAAUGCGCCCAGCCCUUCUAUAGGGAGUGCCUCCAGGAUGGAAUGCAGCACUUUGGUGAAUGGACAAUCUUCAAUGGCGCCACUGCAUGUGUUAACACAAAAUGGUGCGGAUAGCGCUGCUGCUAAAACCAACAGCCCUGCUUACUCUGAUAUUUCUGAUGCAGCUGAUGAUGGUGGCUCUGACAGCCGGUCAGAGGGUGUGAGGUCAAAGGCCGGCUCUCCUUCGGAUAUCAUUUCCAAUAAGGACAGUGUUGUAAAAGUACAUUCUUCAACCGCAUCACAGUCGGCACAAGCGAAAGAGUCCCAUUCUCCCUAUUACCAUGGCUACGAUCCUUAUUAUUCUCCAAGUUACAUGCAGUCUGGACAGGUCAGUGCCCCAGCAGCUGGAAACUGCAGUACCCCACAGGGACUGAAGAUCAAAAAAGAGGCAGAUGAAGAGGCUGAAAAGAAGGAGAAGGGGGAACCGUCAGAAGCCAAGAAGAAUGAAAGUGGUUCCUCUAAUUUGCAGCCACAACAUCAGUCAGUAAUAACACAAAGACACCCUGCACUUGCUCAGUCACUUUAUUAUGGACAAUAUGCCUAUGGGCUCUAUAUGGACCAAAAGUCCUUAAUGGCCUCUAACCCUGCUUACAGACAGCAGUAUGAAAAAUAUUAUGAGGACCAGCGGCUAGCAGAGCAGAAGUUGGUACAGACUGGGAGGGACUGUGAAAGGAAGAAUGAACCUCCGUUGAAGGAAAUUGGAAAGGAUGAUAAGCAGAAAAAUAUUCCGUCUGCAACUAUUUCAAAGGCUCCUUCAACUCCGGAGUUGAGCAAAAAUAACACUAAAAUAGGGUCUUUGGUCCCUAGCAAAGGUGAGGAAACAAGCAAAUCACAGAUCCUUUCCAAUCACCAGCAGCAGCUUCAGUCUGACAGUUUCAAAGCCAAACAAAUGGAAAACCAUCAGCUCAUAAAGGAGGCUGUGGAGAUGAAAUCUGUCAUGGACUCCAUGAAGCAAACGGGCGUAGAUCCAACUACAAGAUUUAAACAGGAUCCAGAUACACGAACAUGGCAUCAUUAUGUCUAUCAGCCUAAAUACCUUGAUCAGCAAAAGUCAGAAGAACUUGAUCGGGAUAAAAAGUUAAAAGACGACAGCCCUAGAAAAACACCUAACAAGGAAAGUUCCCUGCCUAACCUUCCUGUCUCAUUAGCAAGCAUUAAAGAGGAGCCUAAAGAGGUCAAGCGUUCUGAUUCUCAAUCAGUGGAUGAGAGCAAGAUAAAAAAUGAUGAUCGAAAGACUCCUGUAAAUUGGAAGGACUCUCGAGGUGCUAGAGUAGCAGUUUCCUCACCAAUGAGUCAGCAUCAGUCAUAUAUCCAGUACUUGCAUGCUUAUCCUUAUCCACAGAUGUAUGAUCCCAACCAUCCAGCCUAUCGAGCAGUCUCUCCUGUCCUAAUGCACAGCUAUCCUGGGGCAUAUCUCUCUCCAGGAUUUCAUUACCCAGUUUAUGGGAAGGUGUCAGGGAGAGAAGAGGCGGAGAAAGUCAGUACCAGCCCAAGCAUCAAUACGAAAUCAACCACUGAGUCCAAAGCACUGGAUUUGCUCCAGCAGCAUGCCAGCCAGUAUCGCAGCAAGUCUCCUGUUCCCGUGGAAAAAUCAGCAGCUGAGCGUGAACGGGAAGCAGAAAGGGAACGAGAUCGUCAUUCACCUUUUAGCCAGCGACAUCUCCACACACACCAUCACACACAUGUUGGAAUGGGUUACCCGCUUAUACCUGGACAAUAUGACCCAUUUCAAGGAUUGACCUCUGCUGCCCUUGUUGCCACUCAGCAGGUGGCUGCGCAGGCAUCUGCAUCUGAGAAUGAUGAGUUUGGAGAUGUACAUUGUCAUGUGACUGGAUCACAUGAGGAAGCGCUUUAUUACAGACAUCAGUUCCAUGGUGUUAAUUUGAGAUGCCUUAAUGGCAGGCAAAAACCAGUCAUUUCAUUUUUGUAAAUUGCAGAUUUUAUCACAGAGUAACAAAUGUUGCUGUAAUUAGACUUCUGUUUUUAUAUAUAUAUAUGCGUAUAUAUAUAUACAUAUAUAUAUAAAAAUAUAUAUAUAUUCUUUACUUUUUUUGUAUCAAUAACCAGGCUCACACACAGGGUCUGCUGCUAAGUUGCAAACCACCUAGUAAAAGGAGAAAUGUAUUUGUCAUGUUUAGAAAGUGUUAACCACAAAAGGUUGUUUGUUUCUUUUCUCUUCUUCUGUUUCCUUUUUUUUUUUUUCCUUUCAAAUUGUAAAUAAAUAAUGUUAUGUAUCAGUGUGCCUGAACCUUGCGUACCCUUCUGAUAUUUCCCACAAGCUCUCAGAGAGGCUAACUGUGAUGACACUUUGGUACAAUGUAGAUGUCUAUUUGGUGGCUUCUAUUAAGAUGCAUCAGUGUAAAAUGUUACUGUAUUCGCUGUUUCAUUGUAAUUGUGUAUUGUGAAAAAUAUACCUUUGGAAGGCAUGGGGAUCUUAGUACCACAAAAACUGUGUUGUACAUAAUGUAAAAUUUUUAAAUGGAAAAUAAUGAGCAUCUGUGAAUAAUGAAAUGUCUUUUUUGAUAAUCUUGAAUGGCAGAUAACCAAUAGCCUGCAUAACAGAAGACAUCUGUGAUUGUUCUAUUACUUGAAUAGUCCUGCAGUCUUUUUUUUAAUGUUUACAAUUAUCCAGUUUUAGAAGAGAGACUUUAAUGCCAUUGCCUGGUUACUUGUUUUAUGCUGUAAUCUAGUUUAUUUUAUGUAAAAUGUAUAUUGAAUGCUUUCAUUUUUAUACCUGCCUUAAAUAAUUUGGCAAU
Messenger RNA from Lagopus leucura (white-tailed ptarmigan), 5813 nucleotides. It is a transcript of the gene ZNF608, whose product is annotated as zinc finger protein 608. Gene Ontology annotation, biological process: regulation of transcription by RNA polymerase II. Lineage: Eukaryota; Metazoa; Chordata; Aves; Galliformes; Phasianidae. The coding region runs from base 368 to 4987 and encodes 1539 amino acids. Gene Ontology annotation, cellular component: nucleus. The transcript has 10 exons. The record is from RefSeq and is a predicted model, not a curated record.